AACAAAACGUCAACCAUCUUGCGUCAAGAGCCUGCCUCCACAUGACGCUUCGUUGAUGCAUACCGGUUUAAAGGGCUAAUCAUAUUUAAUAUCGCCUGAAAUAAAACAGUAAGUGAUUUGUGCACAGUACUAAUUAUACAGUGAUCAGAAAUAGUCAGUAGUUAAAUUGUGGUGCCGUAUUAUCAACGUAGAAGCUAGAGUUCGCGGCAUCACCCGAAGCCUGGAGUGCCGUUAUUUAUCUACAACAACAAAACUGGAAAAAGAUGAGCUCCAGGAAUGGAAGAAGACACCGUAAAAAGACUGUUGACGAAAGCCCACCUUUCAGGCCUCCAUCAGUUAGGAAAGAGGAGUCUUUGAAAGUAAAACACUUUGAGCCAGCACCAGUCGCUGUUGUAUCAUUGUCAGAGGAAAAUGGAAAGGUGGAAAUCAAAAGACCAGAGACACCAGUCCAAGUUGCAACUGAGAUAAACAACACUCCAGUUACAGUGGCAAUCGAAUCAACUGUUGAUACCACAAAUGGUAACAAUGGAAAUGAUCAUCAACAAAAUGUUGUUGUUGUGGAAGAAGCUGAUAUUGAGUUAGCUGUGAGUGAACCUGAAUUAGAACCACUUGUUGUGGACUCAGAGGAACAAGAAUUACAGUUUGAUGACAAUUCGGAUAUUGAUUCACACAAAGGUUCGCCGGUGUUGACCAACCGGUGCGCGACUCGACGAUCGCAGACCAGAAAUAUUCCUACGCCAAAGACACCUCGAGUAAAUGAUCAAAACGGUGAGGAGAAAGAACAAAUUGAAGUGCCGAAUGAACAAAAUGGAUGCGUUGCAGAGAAGCAAGACGCUAUUGACAAUAAGGAACAUCACAAACAAGAGGAUGCCGAGAGCAAUACUCUAGUGUUAGAUGCAAACAUGGAAACGCCGCCACCGACUGAGGAAAACUUGAGCGUUCACUUUCCGGAUGGUGAAGUGAAACAAUCUGAAAUUAAUGAUAAGAAUAGCAUCAACUUGUCUGUGGAGUCUUGUGAAUCAGCACUAAGCACUCAAGUGAAUGUCGGUGGUGAUGUUACAAGAGAGGUUGAUCUCACUCUGCCUGAUGAAAACAGUUUUCUGAACACUGCCAAAGACUUGACGGUGGUGGAAACAUUGCGUCGCAUGUCUUCACGUCGUGGAAUUCGCUCAGGUUCGUCAGAUUAUCGCAGGACGCUGCUAAAAUCUCAAGCGGAAAAAUACGAUAAUCUUCUGCAGCAGCAACGUGCUUCUAUGGAGCGUAUCACGUCGACGAAACGCAAAACACGCAGCAAGACUCCCGAAAAUCCGAAACGUUUCAAAACUGAAUCCUCACCAGGCUUUUUCUCAUACAUUUCCAGCCCGCUCUCAAUGUUACGCAAUCGUUUCAGCAGCGGAGAGUCGAUGUCCGCCAGCACGCCCAAAUUGACUGGGUACAGAGAACAAGAAGCAAUGGAAGAUCCGGAACUCAGCAAGAUUGAAGACUCCAAGGCGCCCGUCGACAAGAAGCGAUGCGUUAUUAUGUAAGCCCUACUCGUAUCGUAGUUGUGUGACUUAAGGAAAUAUGAUGAUGCAGUUUUAUUUAGCGAUUUUGAGUUUAUAUUCUAAGCACUUUUUAUUGCAAGUAGACUACAUUUUUUAUAUAUAUAGAAUUUCCCUACAUCAUACUUGUUCUGUUACAUAUGUGAAUUGCAUCCAGUUUUGUAUUUGUUAAAUAUCAUUUGGAAAUCGAUCUAUUUUCUAUAAGUAAAGUUGUACAAAAAUUACAACAAACGAUGUAUAUCAUAACGAAUUGAAAUGUAACGUAUGUAUGUAUGCACUAGUAUUUUAAUAUAAGUCUGAAGUAUUAAUUUACUCACAUACUGCAUUCAAGUAUCAUCUCACUGACAUGUUUCAGAUCUAUAUUUUUAAGACGUAAAAUAAUUACGAUGUAGUUAUGCAAUUUACUCAAAUAAAUUUUAAAUACAAUAA
Dalotia coriaria is the source of this 1970-nucleotide messenger RNA. RefSeq lists its product as uncharacterized. The coding region runs from base 264 to 1526 and encodes 420 amino acids. NCBI's taxonomy places the organism in Eukaryota, Metazoa, Arthropoda, Insecta, Coleoptera, Staphylinidae. The record is from RefSeq and is a predicted model, not a curated record. The transcript is spliced from 2 exons.